Tetrahymena thermophila SB210 is the source of this 2085-nucleotide messenger RNA. RefSeq names its product C3HC4 type (RING finger) zinc finger protein. The transcript has a single exon. Gene Ontology annotation, molecular function: protein binding. Lineage: Eukaryota; Ciliophora; Oligohymenophorea; Hymenostomatida; Tetrahymenidae. The record is from RefSeq and is a predicted model, not a curated record.
AUGAAAAGCAAUAUUUUACUAAACAAACUUAUUUUAAUUUCCAUAUUUUUAUCAAUUCAUGUAUGCCAAGAGCAUGGAAACCUUAAUAUAGAUAUCAAAACAAAAUAGUCUCCUUAAAUUUAUCCUCUAAAAGAAAAUGAGCUUGGUGGAAAUACCUCUACCUGGAAUAAAACAUAUGUUUUUUAAGGCAUGAUGAUCAAUAAGAAUGCUGAUAAGGAAGUAAUACUUGAGUUAGAAAUCGAAACUCCUAUCAGCUCACAUAACUCUAUAGUUUUUGGACUAAAAAAGGACAGUGCUCUUUACUAUAAUAAUGAGACUGACACUUAUAAUGCCUUAUAAAUCGAUGUUAGAGGUUAUUAUAUGAGAAAAUAAUUCUAUCGCAUCGAAUAUUAAUUCAAAGAAGAUAUUGGUGAGAGUGAUUUAAUUUAUGUUACUAUAUAUCAAAAUACUUUAAAUCCUUAAGAUCUUAAAUAUUCGUUGAAAAUGAUAUCAACAGACUAAGAAGCUUAGAAAAGAUGCCCUUUUAACUGCUUAAAUAGAGGAAGAUGUGACUAUUAAUAAGGGCGCUGUCUAUGCUUUAGUGGAUACGUAGACUAUGAUUGCUCUAAGCCUUCUAAUUUUGUUAUGAUGCAAAAUUAGCAAUAUUCUGAAAAUAUUCAAGAAACAAUGCUUAUAAACUUAGAAUUUGAUUCUAAUUCAUUAAGAAAUGGGAAAUUUUAUCACAUUUAUAAUAAUUAAUUAGAUGGGUUUUUUUAUAUUUAAUUAAGCUUAACUUAAGAAUCUAAGUAAAAGUUAAUGAACGAAAAUAAUUAAUAAAAAUCAUUAGAAUUUUACUAUACUUUAGAUAAGUAAAAUCUACAAGGUAUUGGAGUAGCUGAUAAAAAAUUUGCUUAAUUAUCUAAAAAGAUUAUGUUAGAAGAAUUUUUAAAUUCAGAUGAUGCUAUAGAAAUUUUCUUAGAAGAAUUCCAUGCCUAACAAAAGUAAAUAAUAAGUGAGUUUGGUAAUUAAGAUUAACAAAUGCUUCUAUUCGGGUUUCGUUUAAAUGAGAGCGGUUUAAUUAAUAAUUAGGAACCUAUAAAAUUCCACAUAAAAUUUGUUUUGAAAGAAAAUAUAAAUAUCGCAAACUAGUCUAUUAACUUUUUGAAUUUCUUUAAAGAAAAUUAAGUUGUGAGUAUUCUGUUAAUUUUACUCAUAAUUCUCAUCUUGAUUCUUUUUAGUCUUAUAAUUUUCAUCAAAAGAAACUCUUUAAUAAUAUAGCAAUCAUAAUAAUAAUAUUAAGCAGCUCAACUUGAAAAGAAACUUAAAAAAGAAGAAGAAUUUCAAAAAGUAUUUGAUCUGAUCUACCAUUUUAUAUUUAAUGAAGAAAGCAAAAAGAAGCAUUGGCCACAUCUAUUUAAUUAAUCACAAGAAUCAAUUUAAAAUACUAAUUCAGAACAACCUUCAUGCUCAAUUUGUCUUUGUGAAUUUGAGUUAGAAGAUGAAGUACGUCUAACUUAUUGCACUCAUUUUUUCCAUUCAGAUUGCUUAAAACAAUGGCUUAAAAAAUAGAAAAACUGUCCAAAUUGCAGAAAUGACCUAACUGAACCAUGUCUCUAAGAGAAAAAAAAAUCACCAGCCACUUUCUUAAGAUAAAUCUUUAGAAAUAGAUUGGGAUCCAUUGACAAAAAAAAUAAGAAAGGUUAUUAGUAAUAAAUUGACGAAUUUGGAUUGAAUUUGUAACCUACUUCUUCAAUACCUACUCAUCAAGUAGAAAAGAUGGAAACAAAUAAUAAUAAAAUAAUUUAAACUAUCAAUUUGAAUUAGUUUACAAAUUUUAAGUAUAAAAGUAGCGAAAAUUUCUACAAACAGAGUCAACAAAAUCAAAAAAAGAGAUUAUAUUUAAAGUAAAAUAGCAUCAAACACAAUUCUAUGACAGAGAUUGAUGAAAUUGAAAAUAAAGAUAAAUUUAAUGAUAGUAUUAAAUAUCCAUCUAGAAAAUAUUUAAGGUAAAGCAGCAUUGAAUCUCCUUAACCUGUAGCUCUUUCUAAAUUUAAAUUGAGUGUUAAUCUAGAAAUGUAAAAAUCAAAAAUGAAUUAAUAAAACUGA